Molecule: messenger RNA, 140 nt
Organism: Dentiscutata heterogama
Lineage: Eukaryota; Fungi; Glomeromycota; Glomeromycetes; Diversisporales; Gigasporaceae
Source: the annotation of a GenBank genome assembly
AAAAAGCGUCUAUUAAUCGUCAACUGCUUAAAGCAUUAAUUUCGGCCAAUGCACCAUUAUCAUUUGUAGAAGAUGCUGAAAUAGCAUUUAUUUCGGAUAGUGGGCCUGAUUUCAAAAAGGCGCAACGUCUUAUACGUGAG